Messenger RNA from Pteronotus mesoamericanus, 1322 nucleotides. It is a transcript of the gene ST8SIA4, whose product is annotated as ST8 alpha-N-acetyl-neuraminide alpha-2,8-sialyltransferase 4. The record is from RefSeq and is a predicted model, not a curated record. Lineage: Eukaryota; Metazoa; Chordata; Mammalia; Chiroptera; Mormoopidae. Gene Ontology annotation, molecular function: alpha-N-acetylneuraminate alpha-2,8-sialyltransferase activity. The coding region runs from base 243 to 1322 and encodes 359 amino acids. The transcript is spliced from 5 exons. Gene Ontology annotation, biological process: N-glycan processing; oligosaccharide metabolic process.
GGACCGACCCGGCAGGGCUGGCGCGAACCGCGAGGGAGAGCGCUGGGCAGCGCUCGAGCACCAGUGUGAGCGUGGCCGCAGAGGACCCUGGCGACCUACUCCGGAGAUCCCGGCUCCACGCUCUCCUCACAUUUUACGGAUUCCGCCCCCCACCUCCUGCGACUAUAUCCCCUAAAGAGGAGCUUUUAUAUCCAGAGAAGGCGCGGGAGCUGGGGCAACCACUACUUUCCUGGGCACCCAAGAUGCGCUCCAUUAGAAAGAGGUGGACGAUCUGCACGAUAAGUCUGCUCCUGAUCUUUUAUAAGACAAAAGAAAUAGCAAGAACUGAGGAGCACCAGGAGACGCAACUCAUCGGAGAUGGUGAACUGUGUUUGAGUCGAUCUCUUGUCAAUAGUUCUGAUAAAAUCAUUCGAAAGGCUGGCUCUUCAAUCUUCCAGCACUCUGUAGAAGGUUGGAAAAUCAAUUCAUCAUUGGUCCUAGAGAUAAGGAAGAACAUUCUUCGUUUCCUAGAUGCUGAACGAGAUGUUUCAGUGGUCAAGAGCAGUUUUAAGCCUGGUGAUGUCAUUCACUAUGUGCUUGACAGGCGCCGGACACUAAAUAUUUCUCAGGAUCUGCAUAGCCUCCUACCUGAAGUUUCACCAAUGAAAAAUCGCAGAUUUAAGACCUGUGCAGUGGUUGGAAAUUCUGGCAUUCUGCUAGAUAGUGAAUGUGGAAAGGAGAUUGACAGUCACAAUUUUGUAAUAAGGUGUAAUCUAGCCCCUGUGGUGGAGUUUGCUGCAGAUGUGGGAACUAAAUCAGAUUUUAUUACCAUGAAUCCAUCAGUUGUACAAAGAGCAUUUGGAGGCUUUCGGAAUGAGAGUGACAGAGAAAAAUUUGUGCAUAGACUCUCCAUGCUGAAUGACAGUGUCCUUUGGAUCCCUGCUUUCAUGGUCAAAGGAGGAGAGAAGCACGUGGAGUGGGUUAACACAUUAAUCCUUAAGAAUAAACUGAAAGUGCGAACUGCCUAUCCAUCAUUGAGACUUAUUCAUGCUGUCAGAGGUUACUGGCUGACAAACAAAGUUCCCAUCAAAAGACCCAGUACAGGCCUCCUCAUGUACACACUUGCCACAAGAUUCUGUGAUGAGAUUCACCUGUAUGGAUUCUGGCCAUUCCCUAAGGAUUUGAAUGGAAAAGCCGUCAAAUAUCAUUACUAUGAUGACUUAAAAUAUAGGUAUUUUUCUAAUGCAAGUCCUCACAGAAUGCCAUUAGAAUUCAAAACAUUAAAUGUGCUACAUAAUAGAGGCGCUCUGAAACUGACAACAGGGAAGUGUGUAAAGCAAUAA